This is a messenger RNA of Sporisorium graminicola, 858 nucleotides long. RefSeq lists its product as uncharacterized. Bases 1 to 858 code for a protein of 285 amino acids. The record is from RefSeq and is a predicted model, not a curated record. The transcript has a single exon. Lineage: Eukaryota; Fungi; Basidiomycota; Ustilaginomycetes; Ustilaginales; Ustilaginaceae.
AUGACUAGAGCAGGACGCUUCGUCGUACGCUUCUUGCUACUCAUACUCGUUUGGACGCCGUUGGCGCGUGCUUCCGACGCGCCUGCGCGGUGUCGGAAGCCACACGCUCGUCGACAUCAGUCUCCUCCCUCCCCGCCACCCGACAAUCGCGCAUCAAAGCGAUUCCAGUACGUCCGCAAACACCACCAGCACUCCACAACAGCCCCCCGCGACACAGGCGCAUUCGACAAGCGUGGCGUCGCCGGCAUCGCAGGCGACAUCGAAUGGAUGGGCUUCUACGGCUCGCUCCUCGCCGUCCCCACCAUGCUCUCCGUCCUGGGCAUCGUGACCAACUACAACCUGGAAAAGUCGUACUACAACUCGCAGCUCAACGCGCAGUACUACAAACAGACGCGCGAGAUGCUCCGCGCCCACUCGGCCAAACUCAUCAGAGAACAGGAGCAGAAGUUCGCCCAGGCCGGCGUCAAGUGGCAGGGCAUGAUCUACGACAAGGAUGGGAAUUUGAGGCCGGGGGCGCACGCGCCGAGCUGGCAUGGCCAAGCGAUCGGAGCCCCGCCGACGGCAGCGCAGGGUGCGGCACAGCCUGCUGCUAAUACUGGCGCUGGCGCUGGUGCUGGCAAUGGUAGUGCAGCCGCUCCUGCUGGUGGCAAUGCAGCCAGUAUAGGUGGUGAUGGUGCCGCAGCUGUUCCAAGCGAUGGUGCUGCGGCUGCUAGCGGUGGGGUAAGCGGCGGCGGUAGCGGUACUGCUGCUGGAGAAGGUGGGGAGGCUGACGCUAUUGGCAGUGGUGAUUCCACGGGACGAGCGGACAGUGAGUCAGACUCCAAAGGGACUGGAGACGGUGAUUUUGACUCCUCAUAG